AUGGCGACCUUGGCGGACACGUUCCUGCAGGACUUGGAAGACCUGGAAUUUGAAGAAGAGAGUAACUUUAUCAACUUCAAUGCAGAAAAGAAGGAAGGCGAACAAGAUGAAGGUGACAAGAUCAGUCAUGUGGGGGAAGGCAAGUUCGAGGAGGAUGACUACGAAGAAAUUGUCGAUGCAAUCGAAGAGUUCCUAAACGAAAAGAUAAAAAAAAAGGAAAGGAAAAUAUCCGAAUUACUCUAUGAUGAGGAGUUCCUGAAAAUAAUGAAUAACAUCAGGAACUAUGUAAUGGAGGAGGGGAGCGGUGCAGAUGAUGAAGAUAAUGAAGAGGGCGGUGAGGAUGGAGAAGCUCGUCGGGCAAAAAAGAGAAGGAAAAAAGGGCAGUCAUCUGGAGAAGGCAAAGAAGCGGAUGAUGUAGAAGACGACGUGGAUGAAGACGCCGCUGCUUCGAAGGAGUCAGAUGAAGUGCUGAUCGAAAAAUGCAUCGAGUUAAUAAUCCAAAUAGACACAGAAAUCCUAAACAUCCAUAAAUACGUGAAGGAUAUUUACUCGACAAAAUUCCCCGAAUUGGACUCCAUCGUGUAUACCCCCCUGGAGUACAUCAGCGUGGUGAGCAAAAUAAAAAACGAAAGUGAUUUGAAAAAUAUUGAUUUCUCCGAUAUUCUUCCCAACACCACUGUCAUGGCUAUCACCGUCGCGUCAAGUAUGACGACAGGGAUCAACCUAUCUGAUCACUCACUAAAGAAUUGCCUGUCCUUCUGUAAUGAGGCAUUAGAAUUAAACGAAAACAGACGAAUGAUAUUACUAUACUUAGAGAGCAAGAUGUUUCUGCUCGCCCCAAAUUUGACCAUGCUCUUAGGCAGUGCACUAACAGCCCGCUUAAUUAGCUCAGUCGGGUCGUUAAAAAAUCUGUCCAUCACAUCAUCUCAGAACCUUAUAGUGGUAGGAAGCUCGAAGAAGUCUGUCCUUGGCCUUAGCAAUGUACGGAAGACAUUCGGAAUAGGUAUUUUAAGUACCUCUGAAAUUGUACAGAGCGUCCCUGACGCAUAUAAAAAAAAAGCCAUCAGUCUGUUAGCCGGUAAAUGUAGUCUAGCAUCAAGAGUCGACUAUUUUAAAAAGUAUCCUGAGGGACAAUAUGGAUUGCUACUUCGAGAAAACUUAAUAAGUCAUUUAAUUAAAUUACAAGAGCCGCCUCCAAUGAAGCAGAAAAAAAUCCUCCCCAUGCCUGAUGAGAAGAGGAAAAGAAAAAGAGGAGGGAAGAGAUAUAGGAAGUUAAAGGAAAAAACGGAAAUCACAGAACUCAGGAAGCAGAUUAAUAGGUUGCCCUUCGGACCAAACUCCAAUGAAGACUUUUACACAUUCACCGACCAAAAUGCAGCUCUGCUAAAUUCAAAUAUCACCAAAUUAAAGUACCAGUCUAAACAAAAGGUGAAUAAUGUUGCUAAGAGAAAGAAUCUCUCCGUGCAAUCCAGUGGAGUAACUGGUGGAUUGUCGUCCUCCCUGAUCUUCACUCCCCUGCAGGGCAUUGAGCUGUUCAAUCCUUCUGUCAUCAACCCGAGGCCGGACCCUGUCGAGAACAAAUACUUCUCUAGCAAGGCCCAAUUCCGCAAGGUGUAA
This is a messenger RNA of Plasmodium knowlesi strain H, 1617 nucleotides long. RefSeq names its product U4/U6 small nuclear ribonucleoprotein PRP31, putative. NCBI's taxonomy places the organism in Eukaryota, Apicomplexa, Aconoidasida, Haemosporida, Plasmodiidae. The record is from RefSeq and is a predicted model, not a curated record. Gene Ontology annotation, cellular component: U4 snRNP; U4/U6 x U5 tri-snRNP complex; precatalytic spliceosome. The coding region runs from base 1 to 1617 and encodes 538 amino acids. The transcript has 2 exons. Gene Ontology annotation, biological process: spliceosomal tri-snRNP complex assembly; mRNA splicing, via spliceosome.